Molecule: messenger RNA, 2348 nt
Organism: Drosophila bipectinata
Lineage: Eukaryota; Metazoa; Arthropoda; Insecta; Diptera; Drosophilidae
Source: RefSeq, a predicted model, not a curated record
CAUACGAUUCAUAACGUUCGCGCAGCUUGGAAAACAAGGUGCGAUUUCGCGGAUUCGCGGUAUAUCGUCGCUUUAUGUUUUAACCAAUUUUUUUUUUCGAGUGUGUGAGUGUCUUUGGCGUGCUGUUGCCACUUUUGUGUUGUUGUUUUAGACGCCCGCCUUUACCAAAAAAAAAAAAUUUAAUACAGAUAUAUACCUAAACAUCUCAAUUAAAAAACCGAAAAAGAAAAUAUUAAAUACAAAGUGUAAUUGGCCUUAAAACUUGUAUUCUGAAAACCGGAAAAUAUUUAUCGAAAACUCAUCAAGGAAACUCGAAAGCGAACCACAACAGAAAACUAAUCGGCGGCAGUCUCGACAAGAUCACAGCACGGAGCGCAUCAUGACUUUCUACUGGUGGUCACACUGGUUCUGGAUAACUCUCAUCCUAAGCGCCCACUUCCUUGCCAGCCAUGUCCAUACAUAUCCCAGCCAAGAGACGGCCGUCACGCAGUCGGUUCGUACCACAAAGCUCUACCAGACGACUGUGAGUCAGACCUGGUCCACCGCCACCCAGAGCAACAUUAUGGACCUGACCCACCGGCCUCAGGUGGCUCGACAGGAGCUGGAAGAGCUUCAGGAGGAGGUGGAGGAGGAGCAGGAGCAGGAGCAGGAGCAGCCGCAACAGGAGGAUCAAGUGCAGAAGCAGGAGCAGGUGGAGACUGGCCAGGAUGAGGAGGAACCAGAUGCCGAGGCCGAAGCCGCCGAGGAACUGGCUCAGUUCGAGUUUAAACGCUCGGCGGACUUUACCGCCGACCAGCUAAACAAUUUUACGAAUUUUAGCAGUAGUACUAGUACAAAUGGCAGUAGUAGCAGUACCACCACAAAACCCAUUCCAAUCAGUGGAACGACCACAGAAGCUAAAGCAACAGGAUCGGGAUCAGGAUCUGGGCAAGGAGCAUCAGGAUCAGGCACGGGAGUAGCUUCAUCAGGAUCUGGUGAAGGAUCAACAACUACACCCACAACUGCUUCCACUUUGGCGACCGCGAAACAAACCGAAGUAUCUGGGGGAACACCCUCCACAGCCACGACGCCUUCGGCUCCGGCCACGCCCUCAACGCCAAAAAUCCACACCGAAUGGCUGUCAGAUGAGCUGCUGGCGGGAGUGGGCGUGUCCCCGGAGGGUGAGAAGGCGCCGUUCACCCUCGAGAACGCCAACAAGGAGGAUGAGCUGAGGCGGGCGGAGACGGAGCACCGGUCGCGGAAGUCGAAGGUCCUGUCGGCGGAGUACAAGCACAUCAAUCGCUACAUCAACUUCUCCAGCGACACCAAGAGUCUCCUGACGAGAUCCGCCUCCGCGGCGCCCAGCAUAUCAGGCAGUGGCUUCUACGACGGACCAGAAGGCGAUCAGGAGAGCAACAUCUCCUCCGAGGCACUGGCCAUUCAGAGAACCUACUUCCUGGACGCUGGUGCCAUUUCAGCGAUCUGCUUCACUGUAUUCGGAAUCUGCUGUACAGUGGGCACCAUUGGCAUCGUCCUGUACCGAAGGCGGUAUCUGAACAAGCCGCAGGCCCUCAGCGAACCGGACUCCAGUGUCUACAUCGAUGACAGCACCAUGCGGGUGAGUGACAACUCGGAUGAGAUGUAUAGCCUGGACAACGAUUCGUUCCUCAACUCCCUGGAGGCGAUGACAAUACAGAACUACUGGACGGACACUGUCAAACAUACAAAGCUUUAAUUUCCGGCCUCCCAGCUAUUAAAUUAAUCGAUACAUAAUCCAUUUCCGUAGAAUCUAUUAUCUAUUAUCUAUUUCUAUUUGAUUUCUUUUUAUGUUUAUGAUUCUGAUUUUGAUCCCUAAUCCCCAAUUGUAAUCCACACAUCAUAAUCAUUAAGUAGUUUAGCCUUAAGUGUACGUAUUGUGUAUUUACUAAUGUUAGGCAAACCAAACGAGCAACUAGUUUAAGCCCAAAAAUGGAGAUGUAACUACCAAAAUUAUGUUUAGUGAACUAUACAUAUGUACAUAUGUAUGUCCUUAGGAUCCUAAGUGUGUAAUGUUUUCAUUUGUUGUUCUUGGCUGUUAAUUAACAAAAAUAACAAAAAAACAAGGACAUCUCUCUACCCCGAAACCCAAAACAUACCUUAUCCCUCGUAUCUGUUAGUUAAUUAUGAUGAUCUUAUUUAUAUUGUUGACACACUACCUUACCCUUAUUCCCUAAUUUAUUAAGUUUAUCAAACACUUUGUGUCCAAAAAUAAUUAAAUGCAAUCAUUCCUUCCAGUUUAGCCAGUAGAGCAACUUUACAAUGUAAAACUAUUGUAUUAAAAAGCAAAGAGCGAACAUCACAAUUAAAAAACAAACGAAAGAAAAACACCA